Sphaeramia orbicularis (orbiculate cardinalfish) is the source of this 5251-nucleotide messenger RNA. RefSeq names its product integrin, alpha 5 (fibronectin receptor, alpha polypeptide) (gene itga5). Gene Ontology annotation, molecular function: integrin binding. The record is from RefSeq and is a predicted model, not a curated record. The transcript is spliced from 30 exons. Lineage: Eukaryota; Metazoa; Chordata; Actinopteri; Kurtiformes; Apogonidae. Gene Ontology annotation, cellular component: external side of plasma membrane; integrin complex. Gene Ontology annotation, biological process: cell adhesion mediated by integrin; integrin-mediated signaling pathway; angiogenesis. Bases 215 to 3400 code for a protein of 1061 amino acids.
GAGAGGCAGAGAAAGAGACGCAGACAGAGGAGUGAGGACGCACAGAGGAGCUGACGGAGCAUUCAUGACAUAUUGGCCGCUUAGAGUUACAGGGAUGCAGUUUUAGCCUUACUCCACCACUGGUUUCACUCCUGUUCCACGGACGCGAAAGCACCAAAUUGGGACAAAGUCAUUAUUUAAACCAAACUUAAUUGGAUUAAUUUAUUCUUUAAAUAUGGGCUUGGAACGAUUUUGCGCAAAAACGCCGGGGAUGGUAACGUUAGCCCUUCAUGCCCGCUCACUUCUUUGUAUCAUCGGGCUUUUAUCCAGUGUUUCUCAGCCUGUCUGUGAAGCCUUCAACUUGGACGUGGAGAACCCAGCUGUUUAUAGCGGACCUCAUGGGAGCUACUUCGGAUAUGCCGUUGACUUUUAUUUGGCAGAGUCAGCCAGUGCAAGUGUUGUUAUCGGAGCUCCAAAGGCCAACACACGGCAAGUUGAUGUGACAGAAGGAGGAUCCGUCUUUUACUGUCCAUGGAGCCUUAGCCAAUCAGAUUGUCACUCUAUAGAGUUUGAUGCAGAAGGGGAUCGCAAUGCUUUGCUCAACGACACCAAACAUCAAGUUGAUUUCAAGUCCCAUCAAUGGUUCGGCGCUACUGUGCGUUCCCAUGGUGACACAAUUCUGGCUUGCGCCCCUCUCUACUCCUGGAGGACUGAAAAGGACAUCCCCCGUUCAGACGCCACAGGGACCUGCUACCUCUCAGUCCAUAAUUUUACUAAAUUUGUGGAGUAUGCGCCUUGUCGCACAGAAAUCAGUGACGCAGUUGGACAAGGCUACUGCCAGGGAGGAUUCAGUGCUGAUUUCACAACGGAUGGCAAAGUGGUAUUGGGAGGACCAGGCAGCUAUUUCUGGCAAGGUCAGGUGAUAUCUGCAGCCAAAGAGAAUAUUAUCAAAGCAUACUAUCCAGGCUAUUUCAUGCAAUCUGUGGAUGGCCAAAUGCAGACUAAACAGGUCAAGGCUGAACACGAUGACAGCUAUCAAGGUUACUCUGUUGCUGUUGGGGAAUUCAGUGGUGAUCAAGUUGAAGAUUUUGUGGCUGGCGUUCCAAAAGGACUCAUGCUUUAUGGUUCGGUGUUCAUUCUAAACGGUACAGAUAUGAAGACCAUGAUUAACUACACUGGUGAGCAGAUGGGAGCAUAUUUUGGUUAUGCUGUGGCAACAACUGACAUCAACAACGAUGGGAUGGUUGACCUGCUAGUGGGAGCUCCUAUGUUCAUGAUGCGAGGCUCCGGUGGGCGCCUCGAAGAGAUGGGAAGGGUCUAUGUUUACCUCCAGCAAGGGCCGCUGAACCUGGAGCUCAGUGAACCACACCUCACAGGCACGCAGGUGUUUGGGAGAUUCGGCAGCACCAUUGCACCCUUGGGAGAUCUGAACCAGGAUGGUUUUAACGAUGUAGCCAUCAGCGCUCCUUUCGGAGGGGAUGAUCAUCAGGGACUCGUCUACAUAUUCAACGGAUACUCAGGAGGACUCAGGGAGAAGCCAUCUCAGGUGAUCGCCGGCCAAUGGGCUGCAGGGACUAUUCCUGCUAGCUUUGGGUUCUCCCUUAGAGGCGCUCAGGACUUGGACAUGAAUGGGUACCCAGAUCUCAUUGUGGGUGCUUUUGGUGUUGAUAAAGCAAUUCUGUAUAGAUCCCGCCCAAUAGUUAACACCAGCGCCUCUCUGACAGUUUCCCCGGGCAUGAUCAACCCUGAGGAGAAAAACUGCAUGAUUGUUAAUGGAAACACCAGCGUUCCUGUUUCCUGUGUCAACCUGAGUUUUUGCUUAUCUGCUGAUGGGAAGCACCUUCCAGGCAUUCUAGAUUUCCAGGUGGAGGUGCUGCUCGAUAGCCGUGACCAUAAGAAGAAAGGUGCAGUGAAGAGGGCUCUGUUCUUGGAUUCCCAGCAGCCCUCGCUCCACAAGAGUGUGAGAGUGCGACAUGGCGAGCGCGUGUGCGACCACAAAAAGAUCUACCUAAGAGACGAGAAGGACUUCAAGGAUAAACUCUCCCCUAUUUAUGUGGCCUUCAACUACAGCUUGGAUCCAAAAGCAGCAGCUGACUCCCAUGGCCUGCGACCCAUCUUGAACUAUCAGACCACCAACGUCAUUGAGCAAAAGGCUCAGAUUCUUCUGGACUGUGGAGAGGACAACAUCUGUGUUCCUGACUUGAAGCUGGCAGUGGUUGGGGACAGGAAGGAAGUCUACCUGGGUGACGACAACUCGCUGACCUUGACUUUCAACGCCAGAAAUGAGGGUGAGGGAGGGGCGUACGAGGCAGAGUUGUAUGUGGUGUUGCCUCCUGAAGCUGAUUAUAUUGGUAUCGCCCGAAAUAAUGAGAGUCGGACCCAGUUGACCUGCAGCUACGAUACAGAGAACCAGACCCGAUACCUCAGCUGUGAACUGGGCAACCCAAUGAAAUCUGGAACCAGUUUGAUGGAAGGUCUUCGCUUCACAGUACCGAGAGUGAAGGACACACAUAAGACAAUUCAGUUUGAUCUGCAGAUUCGAAGUAAAAAUGAGAAUAAUUCCCACAGUGAGAUUGUGUCCUACAAGCUGGAGGUGGUCGUCCAGGCAGAAGUAAUUUUACAAGGUGUGUCACGACCAGAUAAGGUCUUCUUCCCACCGGCCAACUGGCAGGUGACCAAAAACUAUGGGACGGAGCAGGACAUUGGACCUGGAGUAGAACACAUCUAUGAGCUGGUGAACAAUGGGCCCAGUCGAAUCAGCCACACUCUACUUACCCUGCACUGUCCCCUCAACGUCCAGAGUAACCAUCUCCUUUACCCAGUGGAGUUCUCCACAGUGGGCCCUAUCAACUGCACCUCGGACCAUAAAAUAAACUCGCUGAGCCUCAAACUCCAGCGUACAUCUACAGAACCACCCAUUCUGGCUUUGAAAGGUAAUGACCAUCGCGUGGAGAAGAGAGAGGUCCACAGGAAUCAACUUUCUCAUUUAACUAACUUGUCUUGUUCAAAUGUGGAGUGCUGGAAGCUCCAAUGCACUGUGGGGCUGCUGGAGAGAGGGACGACCGCUAUCCUCAAAGUGCGAUCCCGCGUCUGGGCUGAGACCUUUAUUGAGAGAGCUUACAAGCAGUAUGUGCUGGAAUGUCUGGCCAGAUACAGUGUGGAGAAGAUGCCCUAUGCCAUCCUACCAAAACAUUAUCCAAGUGGACACAAAAAGGUGUUGACACCCGUGGUAUGGAAUAAACCAGAUAUAGAGAACUCAGUUCCACUUUGGAUAAUUAUAUUGGCUGUUUUGGUCGGUUUACUUCUUCUGGCUCUACUCAUCUACAUCCUAUACAAGUUUGGUUUCUUCAAGCGAUCCGUCCCUUAUGGCACUGCCAUGGAGAAAGCACAACUCAAACCACAGGCUGCUUCUGAGGCCUGAAAGGCAACCAAAACUACCACAACCACAGUACCUGGCCAUAUGAUUGCAAUGAAGAAAUGAGACUGAAACAUUUAGAGAGGGUCCGAGAGCAGUUGUGAGAAGAUGGAGAGACCACUGGAACUCCAAUGUGCUGCACUAGAGGAAGACAAGAAUCCAAAGAUCUCCAAGCCAAAUGAAUGUUUUUUCUUUUCUUUUUUAUUUAUGUAUUGUUUGUUGGUAUUUUUGGACUGUUACCAAAAAUAACUUUUAUCAAAGUCACAGGUUGACUGACUCAAGGCUAACAUUAGUCUCAACGAGAACAAAGUGAAUGCGGAAGAAAUAAGGCAACUGUCCGGCCAGUCUGUGGAUGGAAGAAGAUGCCUCUUGCGUUUCCUUAUUUCAGCUUCUUGUGAUGGAGAGUUCUUUAAUACCCCUUUAACUGCCUCAAUUUGGUGCUAAUAACUUGAUGUGUCCACUGUCACAGAUGGGACGUGGCCAUAUGUUGCUUUUGGCAGGGGCUGUGAACCACCUCCUGGAGGGGUUUCAGUAUAUUCCUUCUGAACUCACCUUUUACUGAUACCAGAGACCAAUCAAUAAGUGAAAUUAAAAGCAUUAACCUAGCUAUAGGUAGAUAUCUGACCAGGAAUUUGAUAAUCAUUUCAACCCACUUAUGUCCUGGGUGUUUCCCCCUGUAUACGCUGGGUUUGGCUCCAGCACCCUGCAGUCCUAGGAUCAGAGCGUAUAUUGACUGUUCAUGCAAAUGUUCUCUCUCUGCCUCAGGUUGGUGGACAGUGCUAGGCUGAGUUGCACUCAAAGGAAAUCUACUGAUGUAAAUCCAAAGACACCAAAGACUGACUGACCUUCCUUUGAGUUAUGACUUUAACUCCUACUGAUCACUUUGUUUAAAUUCUGUUUGUUCAUGUUCAGAGUUACCAAUGCUGGCAUCGUCGUUACUUUGUAGUCAACUGGGAUGGGACUGGAACCACCACAGACUUGUGAAACCUCACAUUAGGCUUUAAGCAGUGUGGUGCUUCUGUUAACAAUUACAGUGGUGUCUCCCAGAGAACAUUUUUGCUGUUUUUUUUUCUUUUUUUUUGCUCCUACCGGUAAAGCACAGAGACCGAGUGCAAGGAAAUGAUGCUUUGGGGGAGCCACAGAUUUGAUAGCCAUGACAUAAUGAUGUCUUGAACCAAAGACAUGACAAUCAGCAGUGUUGUAGCCUUGACAGGUUUAGACAGAGAGCAGGCAGGAUCAUCACUCUUUGUGAGUGUGAAGGAUCCAUUUUCAGCUUACAGUGUGUGUUACUGUGAGAUACUGUAUUUUUUUUUUUUUUUAAUUGUCUUUUGCAUAAAGCCGCCCAUGUUUAGUAAGAUAACUAUGUGGUUCAAGUCACCCCACUACCAAAAGACUACAGGGACUGAACAUUAAAAUGCUUUGUAUUGGUUUCUUUAAUUUGUCAUGUACAUGAAUUUUAUGUGCCUUAAGUGUAAAUACUUAUUGUCUGCGGGUUAGCGUUCAGAAUGUGUGUAUCUGCGUUUGCAUGCAUCUAUGUGUGACUUUAUGCAUACAUGCAUUUGUGUGAAUGGUAUAUUUAUGAAUGUUUGUUUUAUGUAUGAAUUGUAAUUACCUUCCCAGUGCUUAGUCCUGUUCAUCCCAAUCACCUCUGUAGCAUGAGAAUAUAGAGGUUAACACAUUCUGCACUCCUGUUGAUUAUAAAUGCAGUCAGUAUUCAGGAAGAUCUGUUCAAGUGUGACAGUAAUUCUCAUUUUUCUAAAACCUCAGUGACAUUUGUCAUAAAAAGCCAAAAAAAAAAGUCUACUGUCCAGAUGUGUUAGUGUUCUGCAGAAUGUCAUUGUGUACCUCUUGUAAAGG